AUGAAUCGAAAAGAUGGCUCCGUAAGUUUUGCUCGAAACUGGAUUGAAUAUAAAUCUGGUUUUGGGAAUAUCGCCUCUGAAUACUGGAUUGGAAAUGAAAUCAUCCAUCACUUAACGAGAAAGAGAAACUCUUUGCUGUAUAUAACUGCUACACAUGUCCUUGGUUUAAAGUUCUUCGAACAAUAUGACGUAUUUUCAAUUUCUGACGAAGAAAAUGGAUAUGCUCUCCGUAUUGGAGGUGCCUAUGGUGACGCAAUGACACCCAUUAUACCUAGUUUAAAUUUGAAUGGAAUGAAGUUUUCAACCAUGGACAAGGAUCAGGACAAAUCAUGGCAAUCCUGUUCCAACGACAUGGGAGGAGGAGGUGGAUGGUGGUUCAACAGGUGUCAUUUAGCCCUCCUCACGGGUCCCUACGGAAGUUUAACCUGGGCGUUUCCUUGGAAGCCAAUAUUUAUGGAUGGAACUCAUGUUCGUUCUGUUCGAAUGAUGGUUAAAAGAGCACCAUAG
This is a messenger RNA of Saccostrea echinata, 507 nucleotides long. RefSeq names its product ficolin-2-like. NCBI's taxonomy places the organism in Eukaryota, Metazoa, Mollusca, Bivalvia, Ostreida, Ostreidae. The transcript has 3 exons. Bases 1 to 507 code for a protein of 168 amino acids. The record is from RefSeq and is a predicted model, not a curated record.